Messenger RNA from Salvelinus sp. IW2-2015, 462 nucleotides. RefSeq names its product membrane progestin receptor gamma-B-like. The record is from RefSeq and is a predicted model, not a curated record. Gene Ontology annotation, cellular component: membrane. The coding region runs from base 1 to 462 and encodes 153 amino acids. The transcript has 3 exons. Gene Ontology annotation, molecular function: signaling receptor activity. Lineage: Eukaryota; Metazoa; Chordata; Actinopteri; Salmoniformes; Salmonidae.
AUGAGUCUUAAACAGGCUCUGCUCACUCGGUUGUCAAUGCUCUUCCUCUGUGUGGGUGAGGGUUGCACUGACAACGAUACCAACGCUCUCCACCACACCCACAUCGCCCUGGCCUUCCUGACCGCAUUCCUCUUCGCCACACACCUACCAGAGCGCCUGGCCCCUGGCAGCUUCGACUACAUAGGUCACAGCCACCAACUGUUCCACGUGUUCGGCAUAAUCGGCACUCAUUUCCAGAUGGAGGCCAUUGAGCAGGACAUGGUGACGCGACGGCCGUGGCUCCUCACGUUCUCUCUGCCCAUCACCUUCACCAACACACUGGGGGCGGCACUGCUGAGUGUAACCCUCAGCCUUGGCAUCAUCUUCCUCUUUAGUCUGCCUCUGCUCUGGUCAGCCACCCGGGGAGAACACACUGAGAAGACACAAUCACAUCCAAUAGCCAAGGGCUGCCAGUACCACUAG